This is a messenger RNA of Spirodela intermedia, 5908 nucleotides long. NCBI's taxonomy places the organism in Eukaryota, Viridiplantae, Streptophyta, Magnoliopsida, Alismatales, Araceae. The record is from the annotation of a GenBank genome assembly.
AUGGGAUGUCUGGUGUCCACGCCAAGGCAUGGCAGAGAAAGCAAGGGAAGAAGCCCCGAUAGUCUGGGGGAGGUGGCGGUGUUUCUUCCUGUACUACGCAUUCCCAAGUCUGCGGAUCUCUCUGUUCCUCUGGGCCACAGAUUGCCAAAGAAGUACCUGGAGCGUCUCUCUGCUCUGAGAAUUCGACUUGUCGUGAUUGCCACCGAGGAAGCUCCCGCUGCCCUGAAGGCGAGACGAACAGAAACUGAAACACAACUGGGUUUGUAGAGUCUAAUCAUGAAAAAUUUCCCAUUUCAUUUUGAAAUCUAAGCUGAAUGAAUAUGACAGAAAAUAUUAUGGCAGGUGGCUCUGCUCUAUCCGAUCUCUGGCAAUCACUUGAGGAAUACCUGCCUGUUCUACUUCGACUGGUGAAAGAAGGUGAGGGAGAUGGGUUCAUCAUACAUCGUAUUUCAUUUCGCUGCCAGCCAUUGUAAUAUGUUUACUCGUGUUCCUGUGGCUCUUGACAGUGCAUGAACUAUAUUCCACAGGAAGCCAGACCACAGACAAAGUGCAAUUUGUGUGGAUAAACCAGAAUACUGAUUCAGAGGUUAGACAAUCAUCAUCCUAAAUUUUUAUGGAGUUUUCACGGAUAUUUAAUAAUUUAUAUUUAAUCAGAUCAUCAAUUCAGGAUUAGACAAUAAUCUUCCAUGCUGAAAUUUUUUUCUCCGAUUCCUGACGGUUCAUAGAAGUCGUAAACAUAUGCAGGAAACCUGUAUAUCAGAUGCUUGGUACGAGGUGCUGUCAGUGCUGCACUUGAUGGCCAUUCUGAGCUUAUCAGAGGCCAAUCUUUUACUUCUCCCUAAGACGACCGCCGAGGGACGCCAGGCAACAGUAUCCGAAGGUGGGCAUUCACGAAUCCUUUCCACAUCAACCCAGGAUUAGCUUAUGAGUCUUGAGUUCAAGGCUUAAUUUAGAAGAGGAUCGACCGCCGAGGACAAAACCAAAUCAUCGACGAGUGUUUCUUCUCUGAUACUCAUGGCUGCCUUAAAAUUUUGCAUUCCUUUGCAGAGAACAAACGGAGUUCGAUCGAUGUUUUCUUGAAGGCAGCUGGGUAUCUGGAUUGCGCUGUCCGAGACGUCCUCCCUCAGAUUCCCCUUCAGCUCAGGUUCUUCUUCUUCUUCUCUCCUGUUUGUAGCGCCAACCCCUGUUUCCAGUUCACUAGCUGUCUUUAUUAAUUUUAAUCUUGUAACAUAUAUUGCUAUCACCUGUGGACAAUGUUUCUAGGAAAUAUCUUCCUCUCGAUCUAUCUGAGGGCUUGUUGAGAGCUCUUUGCCAACAAGCUCUAGCACAGGUGUCUAUUCUUUGAGUAAUUUCUCACGGAUACGAGACUUCUGUAAGAUUUGUGCGUUCUUUCAUUGAUCAUCCUCGGUCCAUCUCUUUCGUUGGGUGGGUGUUGGUUCAGGCUGUCGACGUCCAACUCGGAAUGGCCAUUGACUGCCCCAAGGCCACACUGGCGGUGAAGCGGAGGCUUGCGUGUGAGAUGGUAAAGCACUGGCAGCAGGUAUGAAGUUCUUCUUAUCAGGGCCAAUUUUCAAUCUUGAUAACUAUAGUUCGCUGCAGGCUCAGGACAACGUCUCGCAGAUUCCAUUAAGCGGAGGUUGGGGGUUUAAAUACCAGCUCUAUAUUAAGUGGAAGCAUGUAGAAGCGAAGGUACAUCAAAAAUUGAUGAUGGUUUAUUUGAUGAUUAUUUUCAUGAGGAGGGUAUGUUCCCCUGUGGUAAACGACGUUCUCCGUGCGACAGGCAGCUGCAUAUUACUUCCACGGGCUGAUUCUUGACGAAGGCAACACGGAGAAAUCUUACGGGAUGGCGGUGGUCGCCGUCCGAGCAGCGGAGGAAUUUCUGAAGGAGAGUAAACAGGGAUGCGAAGCCUUCAACUCGGCUCCUCCAUUAUCAAGGUCACGUAGAGCUUUUUUUAUUUGGUAUUUGGUGCAUGUGGUGCUGACUAAGGGUGUACACAAAAGAGAGAGAAAAAAACCGGGGUCAGAAUAGGCACGCGUACCCCGUCCAUUGAUACCCUUAGUAUGUAUGCAGUGACUUCCUGCCAUCCUGAAACAUGUAACUUCUCUGCAGUAACCCCCCCCUGUGGGGAACUAUGAAGUAUCUGUCGGAGAAGAUCCCAAAGGAUGCACAGAGCAUGAUGCGAAGGAACCGGGAGUUCUACAGUCAUGGGACGUAAGUGAUCUACGAACGACAGCUGAAAGGGUGGUGUCGGUUAUCUACUCUCUUUGAGCGACAGUUUCAUAGAGAAUGCUAGAGCAAGCUCCCAAUGGGUCUCUCGCUUGCAGAUUCCCGCAGAUGGCUCCGCCGCUGCCGGACUUUGUCCUGGCGCUCAAUCCUGACGAGUACCAACUUCCGCCACCAGACCCAUCGUGGGAUGAGGAGGAUCAGCACCGGGGCUGAAGGAGACGAGCUGGUCUGUCGUCGUUCAGGCUCCACUCUUCAUCAGAGAGGGAGUGACUGGCCCGUCUGUGGACCCAGGGAGAGCUGGGGAACGAUGGAGAGUCCCUGAAGACGUAUCUGUAAAGUCUAGUAAAUCUACAGGCGUUUAGCCCUUCAAUCGCCAAGAAAAACUGUGUUUUAGACGUCCAGAAAACAGCACAUUCCAUUGCAUUAAAUCUCGCGAGCAGAAGAAGAAUUUCCAUCCUCACUUAAAGGGAUAUUCGAUCAAACUUCAUCGCCAAAACCCUGCAAUCGUCUGAGCUACAGGUUUUCUGGGUCCUGGUAAUCGCACUUCAUUUCUCCUAGACCGGCGGAGACUACGCACUCAUCCUGGGUACCCAGCUCUUCCUCUACUGCAGAAAAGAGCGAAAAUUUUAAUGCUGAGUUAGGUGCCUAUUGUUCAUUAGCAGUAAGACUACAGGAUUAAGAAUUUAUUAACAUCGCUCUUUGAUUCCCGCUCGUUUCUCUUCGACAUGAAAAAUACGGCCGCAUUGAGGCCGGUCGACUCUAUUUCUUAUCCUCAUCAUCAACAACUAAAUGCAGCAAUGUGUGCGCGAUGACUUAGUUGUUGAGGGGAAUUCCUUUUAUGAUGAUUAUUCGCCGCUUUUCAUAAGAGAUUUGAUUUGAAUCCUUCUCGUCCCAUUCUUCUUCGAAGAACGCAGUGCCCCUUGGCCCCAGAUUGACAAGCUUCAGACUAGUUUCUAACCCCAAUCCUUCUCAAUGGAUCUGUCAAUUUAUAAUUAUAUAAUUGAUAAUAAAGUACAAUACUAUUCAAUAAUAAUAGUUUUAAUUACAUAAUAAGUAUAUAAAUAAUAUAAAAUAAAUAAACUAAUAAAAAUAUUUUUAUUAUAAAAUAAAAAAGUAACAUGAAAAUUUUAAAACGAACGAGAUUCGUCAAUAAAAAAGGUAAAAAUCUAAGGCAUGGUUGCAACCAAGACAAGAGCUAGCCUCUAAAUGUUCUUCGCCUUCAGAUAUAGAGGACCGGCUCUUUUCAGCCUCUGCUUGCUAACUAGGGCUUUUCCGCGCUGAGCGGCUUUGCUCAUGCACGAAGGGCGGGAGAGGGGAAGAGCGGAGCUCCAACCGGAGCGCCUAGCGGCAACCUACGUGCUGGUCCUAUCACGGCCAGGUCCGCUUCUCGAGCAUCGGCUCCAAGAAACUUGAAGCCCUAGGCUUCCUCAAAUUCGUUACUUCCCUUGGGAGAAGCUUCUUGUCAGAUUCGUCAUCAUCGUUCAGCGGCGGGUCGCGAGGUCCCCCCCUUAGUUUCCUCUGGACUCUACAAUUUUAAUGUACCAGCGUGGACAAGUCUCUGGACUUGACACUGAAGCUCCGCUACGCCGUCGUUCUGACGCAACAUGGUUGACUGGCAAUCUCGACGUGGACGUCGUAUCAAUAAGCAAGCGCUAGCUAGGCCGUCGCCGCCGUACAGUUUUCUGAAACCUUGAUGAGCAAAUACCGAGAACCGGAGAGCGGAAAGCAACGACCUCGGAAGUCCGGAAGUUCACAGGUCCGACUCCCCUGAGACGAUCUCGGAAGAUCAUGGCUGCUCAUCAGGAAUUUCCUGCUUAUGCGGAGGAAGUGGUCGAGAUGGCCUGAAGGCAGCUGUUAAGGCCGAAUGAAUGGAUGAUGGUGGACGGACGUAAAUUUAGGGAUAAGGAAAGGGCCUCUAACUCGUGGCGAGUGCAGUGCGAGGCCCGAGAGAUAGGCAUCGCUACGCUUUGUCAAACAGUUUUCCAUCCUCUGGUUUAAGUUAUAGCUCUGAAAAUUAGCAUAAGAUAUCUCUGUUUCGUUAACGGGCUGAAACUCCACAAAUGGGAGAGUUUAGGCAGACAAACAGUUAGAUCAAUGCGGGAGCAGAGCUUAGAUUCCUUGGGUUCUGUCCACCGUUCGGUCACCCACAAUAUCUCAAUCAAUGCUCGUUUUCUCACGUACGCAUCGCAAAUCGGCUUAGAGUACGAUAACAAAGUUUCAUGCCCUCGAGGGGUAUAGCAAGAUAUGGAGUUGCCACGUGAUUCGACGUCCUCAAGAUAGAGGACCUCAUUCAGGAUGAACACUCUGGUGUUCUUCUCAUUUUCUAAAAGGUCGUCUCACCAUAAAAUUAUCCCGCCCGCAUGGGUUUGUGCAGAUUGACGUUCACUUAUGCGUAACUAGCAGGGCUACUCUCACCACUGAAACUCUGCAACCAGGGGGAGGGAUUCUCAUCGGCCGCAGGAUUUACGUAACCAUUUGCGUCAAACGGCAACCGUCCCUUCACCCAACUACUCUCUCUCUCUCUCUCUCUCUCUCUCUCAUUUUCAUCCACGAGUGCAUGAUAGUACUGCACAACGAAAGUACAGCGCAGCCUCAGCGAGUCUCGUCGAAUGACUAAUCCGAAAGUGAGAGUACAUUUAAAACUGUAGAGACAAUGUGUCGGCAGAACUGCGAUGGGGACCUCGCGACAUGAAGGAGAGAAACAACGCCGACGAAGGUAUCAAGCUCGUACGAAAGCAAGAAGGCAAGAAACGAAUUUGAAGCAGUCUUAGAGUAGCUCUGAUGACCACCCAAUUCCUAAAUUUAAUUGUUGCUGCAACAGAAAGAAAGAGAGACCUAGACGACCUCACGGGGUCAAUUUGACCCAUUCUCUCUUCAAGUUGCGAGGAAGACUUUUCUUCAUCCAGGGAUAACUUAUAUUUUCUCUCAUAGAAAAUAGGAGGAGCAGGUGGCCCGCUUCUCCUUUCCACUCUUGAAUCUCCUCUCGAUUUAUAGGGUAGAGGCCACCCAAGACUUACUCCAUUUUUACCCUAGCAGGCAACGAUCUGGGCCGCCCGGAAAUCCCGUCACUUCCCAACGGUUGUGCCACUCCUGCCGAGAUGGCUACUAGGUGGCCAUUGACAACCCCAAGGCUACACUGGCGGCGAAGCGGAGGCUGGCGUGUGAGAUGGUAAGGCACCGGCAGCAGGUAUGAAGUUCUUCUUUUCUGGGCCAAUUUGGAAUUUUGAUAACUCUAGUUUACUGCAGGCUCAGGAUAACGUCACGCAGCUUCCAUUUGGCGGAGGUUGGGGGUUUAAAUAUCAGCUCUAUGUUAAGUGGAAGCAGGUUGAAACGAAGGUACAUAAAAAAUCUAUGAUAUGAGCUCUGGGCGGAACUAUUAAGUAUCUGUCGGAGAAGAUCCUAAAAGAUGGACGGAGUAUGAUGCGAAGGAACCGGGAGCUCUACAAUCAUGGGACGUAAGUGAUCUACGAACGACAGCUGAAAGGGUGGUGUCGGUUUUCUCCUCUCUUUGAGCGACAAUUUCAUAGACGAAUGCUAGAGCAAGCUCCCAAUGGGUCGCUCGCUUGCAGAUUCCCACAGAUGGCUCCGCCGCUGCCGGAUUUUGCCCUGGCGCUCAAACCUGACGAGUACCGACUUCCGCCACCAGACCCAUCGUGGGAUGAGGAUCAGCUCCGGGGUUGA